Messenger RNA from Eucalyptus grandis, 549 nucleotides. Its product is annotated as putative invertase inhibitor. Gene Ontology annotation, molecular function: enzyme inhibitor activity. The record is from RefSeq and is a predicted model, not a curated record. The transcript has a single exon. Lineage: Eukaryota; Viridiplantae; Streptophyta; Magnoliopsida; Myrtales; Myrtaceae. Bases 1 to 549 code for a protein of 182 amino acids.
AUGAAUACUGCACUGUGCACCUUGUUCCUCUUCCUAGCCUCCUCUCUCAUCCUCUUCCAUGUCGAAUCUGCGGCAAACGACAUCGUCUCCGACACUUGCCAGAAGUCUGCGGCCUCGAGCCCGAACGUGAACUACGACUACUGCGUGAAGGCUCUUGGGUCGGAUCCGAAGAGCCGCACGGCGGACGUCCAGGGCUUGGGUCUCAUCGCGCUUAACCUGUUGGAAAGCAGCGUGACGAGCACGGGCUCGGACAUUCAGCAGCUGCUGAAGCAGAAGCAGGAUCCGUAUGUCCAUCAGUGCCUGUCAGAUUGCUCGGAUCUGUACUCGGACGCGCUCGAGACCACGAAAGAGGCGGUCGGGGCGUACCAGGAGAAGCGUUUCCCAGACGUUCAGAACUCGAUGUCCACGGUGUCUACGGAUGCGACCACGUGCGAGAGCCAGUUCAAGGAGAAGAAGGGCGUGACCUCGCCGUUGACGAAGCAGAACGGAGACGCAACCCAGCUGUCUUACAUAGAACUUGCCAUUCUUGCGAUUGUUAAGGGGUCGUGA